Messenger RNA from Manduca sexta (tobacco hornworm), 1192 nucleotides. RefSeq names its product CCR4-NOT transcription complex subunit 9-like. Gene Ontology annotation, cellular component: CCR4-NOT complex; CCR4-NOT core complex; P-body. The coding region runs from base 221 to 1123 and encodes 300 amino acids. The transcript is spliced from 2 exons. NCBI's taxonomy places the organism in Eukaryota, Metazoa, Arthropoda, Insecta, Lepidoptera, Sphingidae. The record is from RefSeq and is a predicted model, not a curated record. Gene Ontology annotation, biological process: mRNA catabolic process; negative regulation of translation.
GUCAAUUUUAUGUCAAUUUUGCCUUUGUGUCAAUUUCUAGACGCUUGCAGAGAAAUUCAAGCAAAUUUUCUCAUGAAAGUACUAUCGUUUAGUGUUUAAUUUGUUAUCAAACUAACGAUGUGGCAGUAAAAUAUAAGCAGCGACGUAUAAAUAUAAUGAAUUUAGCCUCACAUGACGCCUACGUGUAUUUUAUGUGAACAGUCACCAAUCUGUAGAACUAAUGAUUAACAUGAGUGCACAGCAGAGUCCGGCGAACACGCAAACCGCCGUCGACAGAGAGAGGAUCUACUCAUGGAUACUGGAACUGUGCAACCCGGAGACGCGGGAGAAUGCUCUCUUGGAGCUGAGCAAGAAGAGGGAGGUGGUCCCGGACUUAGCGCCGAUGCUGUGGCACAGUUUCGGAACAAUUGCGGCUUUGUUGCAAGAGAUUACUAAUAUAUACGUAGCCAUGAUACCUCCCACUCUCACCGCGCACCAAAGCAACCGUGUAUGCAAUGCCCUAGCCCUAAUGCAGUGUGUGGCCUCGCACCCGGAGACACGAUCGGCUUUCCUACAAGCUCACGUUCCUCUGUUUCUGUAUCCCUUCCUGCAUACGGUUUCAAAAACCCGUCCUUUCGAGUAUUUACGCCUCACAAGCCUUGGAGUCAUUGGUGCACUGGUAAAAACAGAUGAGCAAGAAGUCAUAACAUUUUUGUUGACAACUGAGAUUAUACCACUCUGUCUUCGUAUAAUGGAAAACGGAUCUGAGCUCUCCAAAACUGUGGCUACAUUCAUCCUCCAAAAGAUUUUGCUAGAUGACAGUGGCUUGUGUUAUAUUUGCCAGACAUAUGACCGAUUUUCCCAUGUUGCCAUGAUUUUGGGUAAAAUGGUGCUGUCCCUCGCAAAGGAUCCAUCUGCUCGGCUCUUGAAACAUGUUGUCAGAUGCUAUUUGCGUUUGUCGGAUAACCCCAGGGCCAGAGAAGCACUGCGGCAAUGUCUCCCGGACCAGUUGCGUGAUGCAACAUUCACUUCCUGCCUGCAAGAGGACAAUUCCACUAAGCACUGGUUGGCCCAACUCAUCAAGAACUUGGAAGCCCAGCCCCCACCAGCUAGUCCAGCACAGAAUAACAUGUACAAUCGCUGAGAAGUGCUAAAUUUGUAUGCAGUUGUAGUCGACUGAACUAGGAAUAAACUUUUUUUCAUGGUUUUAAAA